Molecule: messenger RNA, 804 nt
Organism: Aspergillus bombycis
Lineage: Eukaryota; Fungi; Ascomycota; Eurotiomycetes; Eurotiales; Aspergillaceae
Product: pyridoxamine 5'-phosphate oxidase family protein
Exons: 2
Source: RefSeq, a predicted model, not a curated record
GGAGAACCAUAUCCUUGUCACCUCCCACCUCCAUUGCCACUAAUAGUCCAUCCUGAUCCAUCACCAAUGGUUCAAUACUACGACUCUAUCUCAGAUGACAUUCGCGACUGGGCUUUACGCCAGAGUGUCUUCUUCGUGGCCUCGGCGCCUCUGCGUGGUCGCCACGUGAACCUGUCCCCGAAAGGCCUCCCAGACGCUUCUUUCGCAGUGUUGGGCCCUAACGAAGCAGCUUACGUAGAUGCGACGGGUUCUGGCAAUGAGACGAUUAGUCAUUUGCGAGAAAAUGGUCGUAUUACUGUGAUGUUCUGCUCUUUCGAUAAGUCACCGCGCAUUCUACGACUUUUCUGCACAGGCUCCGUUGUUGAAUGGACCGAUCCAGGGUUUCCUCAAUAUUUGGAGCGCAUGGCAGGAAAAAAUGUCACAGGCGCCCGUGCUGUUAUUUGUUUGGACGUUUUCAAGGUCCAAACAUCGUGUGGGUUCGGUGUGCCACAGCUAGCUUUGACUCAUGACCCGGAGACCAACGAAGUGAAACCAUAUCUCAAAGACCGCGAAACUAUGAGCUAUUGGGCUGGUAAAAAGGCGAGUGCAGGCCAGAUGCGCGCAUAUCAGCAAGAGUGGAACUCUAGUAGUCUAGACGGGCUUCCGGGCCUUCAUUCUGCAUUGAGAGAUAAUCACAAGAGUGUAUGGUGGGCCCAGUUGGACGGUUGGAUGAACCGCCAUCGGGAUGAACUAGAAACGACGAAGACUUCAAUCUUGCUUUUGUUUGUGGGUAUGACCAUCCUGCAAUGGGUUGGAUAUAUAUAG